Messenger RNA from Paralichthys olivaceus (Japanese flounder), 3687 nucleotides. It is a transcript of the gene tm2d2, whose product is annotated as TM2 domain containing 2. Lineage: Eukaryota; Metazoa; Chordata; Actinopteri; Pleuronectiformes; Paralichthyidae. The record is from RefSeq and is a predicted model, not a curated record.
AGUGUUAUUUGCCAACUGCCAAUACAAGCGAGAGAAGAAGACGACGGCCCAAACAAACGCCGUGUCGCUGUUUCUGUGAAAGUUGACGAGGAUGAAUGUGUUGUUCUGAGAGCGACGAUGAUCUCGGUGAGUUAUAUUCUGCUGUGCGGACAAGUCCUCCUGCUGCUGUCCGUCAUUCUGUUACAAUGUCUGGGGGGGAUCCACUCCCACAACUCCUCCACCACCGAGAGCCCUGCUUCCUCUCCGGGCCAGGGAGCCACCGGGUUCCCGUUCAGCGAGCAGCCGCCCGACGAGGCGAAGGACGAGAUCCCGGUGGACCCUGAGAAUGACACCGACACGUUCGAGUACAGACCCCCGUCUCCUGUUGUCCUCUGCAGCUAUCUACCUGAUGAGUUCGUCCACUGUCAGGACCCUGUGGAUCAUGCAGGGAACUACAGCGCUCGGGACGAGCUGGGCCACGGUUGUGUCGGGUGGGGGGGCCAGACUCAGAAAGAAGUGAACGUCACUCGUGUGAUAUGCACUGCACUCGAUGAUAUAGAGUGUGCUGGAUCCAGAGAGUUCCUCAGAGGAGAAGUGCCCUGCAUCAAAUACACUGGACACUACUUCAUCACCACCCUGCUGUACUCCUUCUUCCUGGGUUGUUUCGGGGUCGACCGUUUCUGCCUGGGUCACACCGGCACCGCUGUCGGGAAGCUGCUCACCCUGGGAGGCCUGGGAAUCUGGUGGUUUGUGGACUUGAUUUUGCUCAUCACCGGCAGCCUGAUGCCCAGUGAUUACAGCAACUGGUGCACAUACUACUGACACCAAAAGAAUAGUGUGACCGAGGAAUCUGACCCCCUCUCGGUUCGAUCAGUUUAAUAUCAAGUCCAAAGACCUGCUGAGGACUCCUGGGAAAAAUGAUUUCAUUCUAAUUAAAUUUACUUGAAAUGUACGACCUUAAAAAGAAAAGAGCUCGGAAUGACUCCGGUAUUCACGGCUCUCACCAGGCUGACAGUGUCAUCAGUCCAUUCUUUUAGUACUAAAUCGUAAACUAAGGUCACUUUGACGCCGGUUUGGUUCAUUUAACCUGAACCACAGAAAAAAGUGAUUUAUCGUUGCCUUUUAGUUCUGAUCUGUUUGGUUUCCUCACACUGAUUUAUUACAAACAAACCUACAUAUCAACAGGAAGUCACGUGGACUGACAGAUCGCUUAUAGCUUGAUUGGACAGUUUUGGCAACUGUCCUCCUGUAUCAUCAGUGCUGCGUCGGCCCACAUGGAAAAUCAAAUUCCCCCCAAAAAAUAUGUCUGCACAACUUAUGUGCUGUGAUUCAUUCUGGCAUUCAUGAUGAGGAGCAGGACACGAGCAGAGUUCAAAUUUGACAUAAAUGUAUACACUGCUAAUAAGAAUGCUUUCUGGACAGUUCACAGUCUGUAGAACUGCUUUGUUUAGUUUUUUAAAUAAAUGCUGAAAUCACAUAUUUGUAUUUCUAAAAUCAUAAAACCACAAACUAACCACACACAGUGUUCAGUCUGCACCACAAAGCACCUGAUCUGAGUGGUUAGCUGUGGCUAACUCUAAAUAGUGUGAAAGACAGUAUGGACUCGGCUGGACUCUGGGUGUAGUGUGGUACAGAGGCAAGACGACCAGCCACGGGACUUGGGAGGAGGGCCACCACACAGUUUCAGCGGAGGCUCAGGGAAUUGAAGUAAAAAGAAUUUCAUUUUGUGUCAUCUGGUUAAAGAGAGAGAGCUGAGAGAUAUACAUUUUUUUGGUGGAUUUCACUUUCACAGAGACAGAAACUCAGAUGCCCCAGGACAGAGAAAAUAAGUUAUUCAGAUGAGGUGAGGUGGUUUGUCAGAGGAGGCCCACAUUGUCUGACUGAAAACCUCUGCAUUGUGUGAUCUUAGCAGGAAUACCUACAAUUGCCAACUAUCACCAAGUUAUUCUGUAUAAGCAGCAUAUAUAUAUAUAUAUAUAUAUAUAUAUAUAUAUAUAACCCAGUCAUUUAUUGAUUUAAUAAUUUAAUGAAACAAAACUAAACAGUAAGCAUCACUCCAUAUUAACGUGUUGCUCAUUCUGUAACAUGGUUCAGCAGGAUCUUCUGUCACUUUUCUCUACAUGAUGAUGCUGGAUGAUGACUGUCCAAUCGACACCUGUCUAUGUCACUUCAUGUUUACUUCUAUCGGUUUAUUUGUAUUUAACUAGAUUGUUUUGCCUCAAUUCAGUGUUUUGACGUGACCUACAAUCUCACAGAGCGCUCUAAUGGCAGAAAGUUAGGCACUUCCUGCUCUUUGGUCCCAGUUUAGGAAUGAACUUCCACAUCCUGGAGAGUUUGAGGUUCGAUGGAAGGUAUACGUCCUGAUAUAAGUCUUAUUCGACAAAGAUCAUAUAACCCAGCUGGCAGUUUCUGAUCAUAUUUAUGACUUUGCAUGUCAACCAAGAAUCCUCCUCUCCAGUUGAACUUGGAGCAGUGAUUUUAGAACCACAGCCUGAGGGCAACAUCCUACACCGACAAGUAGCCCAGCUUUGCUUUUACUGUCUUCUGCUGCUGGAGUCCAUCACAUUUCUGCUCUCCUGACUUCAGACUGUACUUAGACUGAUUAACUUUUCAGCCUCCAGCAAGUGAGAACGCAGAACUACAGAUGGUUGGUGAUAACAUAAGUGAGGUGGUGAUUUAGUAGUUUUGAGAUGUGGAAUGCAAUAUCUUCCUCCAUCUAAAAAAAGAAAAAUUAAAACUUUACUUCUGAGCUGUGUGGGAGCACUUCCCUCCUUAGCAUUCAGGAGUCGAGCUUGGCCCUGUCCAAAUGUCUGAAACUAAAACAAAUUCAGAUUUUCAUUGGCUUUAUCCAGCUAAGCUCAGGUCUCACAUUAAAUAUUAAAAUCCUCACCUUUUAUCCUGCUUUGUUAAAUUUCUCGUUUUACCCUAAAUGGAAGGUUUAUGUGCUCUUUUCACAGAUUGAGCAGGUUUCAUUACCCAAGGAACCAUAAAAACCCUUUGAGGUGUUGUCAUAAAAAGUUGAAGAAGACAUGAGCGUCAUCGAGUCGACCGCUGUCAUCCUGCAGCAGCAAUAUGCUUUUAGCAGGCAAUAUAUUUUCAGGCGACUAAACAUCUUUUGUAGAGGGCGAGCAUUAAAUCACAGCUUUCCAUUUGCAAUUUUCCACUUAGUUCACAAAAUGGUAAUGCAUAUGCAGUCUUACCCAGCUGUCAAAUAUUAGAGAGUCUUUCCAUGUCUGAGGUCUUGUCUUCAAUCUGAAUGUAAUGUCUUCUUUGUUAAAUCCAAACCCAGCUCCGCAUAGUCGCCCUUCAUUUGUAUAAAACAUGGUGUGUAGUGAAACUUUAAUUUGUGGACUCUGGGCUUUGUAAAAUACUGUAAAUAAUAUCGACCCGCCCAGCAGAAGCUUGGUUUUAUAUUCUUUAACUUUAAUCCACUGCACUAUUUAUUUAUUUGCCUUAUGUUUUAUGUGUUGAGGCGUACAUGUUCCUGGGAGCAUUAGCGGAAUACACUCAUUUUCUUUUAUUUUAAAUUUGUGUCAUUUUUUCCAACUUCUAAAAUAAAAUUAAGCUUAAAAAAACUUUUUUCCUUUGUCUUUAACUUUUUUAUUAAAACACUCACAUGCUCCAGGAAGAGAAUCUCCUCUGUAACAAUGGUGAGAGGGAAGUGUUGUAUUAAAACUGUUCACGCUCAUUAUGACUCAAUAAAAAGUA